Molecule: messenger RNA, 2531 nt
Organism: Mytilus trossulus (common blue mussel)
Lineage: Eukaryota; Metazoa; Mollusca; Bivalvia; Mytilida; Mytilidae
Product: sarcospan-like
Exons: 3
Coding region: 388-1236 (282 amino acids)
Cellular component (GO): sarcolemma; dystrophin-associated glycoprotein complex
Source: RefSeq, a predicted model, not a curated record
AUGCCAAGAUUGACUUUUACAAUGGAUUGUAACCACUGAAGAGUAUACCACUCGCUGCAUUUUAACUUGAUUGUCGUAUCAUAAAACACUUGUGAUACGACUAUAACUUGCAUAACAGAAGCUUGAGAAAUCUACAUGAUCAAGUAGUUUCAUUUUCAUCUGGCAUUCUCAUUAUAACUUUACCCCGGGACACAUAUCAUAAACGUUUAUUUACAUAUCGUGUGUAUACUUAUUGUAAAAUCAGUGUAUUGCGUGAUGUGAUUAUUCGGACUUAUUAAUAACCACUUCAAAGGGUCAAUUACAUGAGGAUUCCGAGGAAUUUAAAUAUUUCAAUACAUCACGGAAGGAGUUGACUAACCUCAAAAAUAUUGUUUUCAAAUUGUUAACAUGGAUAACGGAAGACAACGAGCCCAUUCUGCUUCAUCUCUUAAGUCUUUACAUAUUUACGGUCCCUCAUCUAAGUGGACUAAACGACAGGCUCGAAGUACACCCGAACUUCGACUUUAUAUGCAACAAUCAAUGCUGAGUGGAUUAAAUACAACAGUACCUCAAAGUUUAAUACCUCAGGAUUUUGCCAAAACACACAAACCAAAGACACAAUCAUCAAAACGGGAUAGAUGUUGUAAAGGGAACUUCUGUCGCUCUUGUUGCUCACUCAGAUUGUUUUUGGUUUUCUGGCAGUUGAUAUUAGGAGCAGCAAUCACAGCUAUGUCAUUCUACUUGUACUUUUAUGUGUCCGAUUCAUUAAAGAUUAGAGACACUCCAUUCUGGGCUGGAAUACCGUUAUUUGUAGCAGGUGCACUAGGGAUAUACGUUUGUGCAAAUGACUAUGAAAACUACAUAGGUAGCUCGAAAAACUUUGCAUUAAAGGGAUGCUGUUUUGUUCUUACGGUAAUCUGCAUAUUUGUUUGCCUGGUUGCCAGUACAUUCCCUCUCAUUCAUAUUGUGAAAAUGUACAAAUACCACCAUUGUGAAAAUCUGAAUAAUGACUGUCUGUGUUACGGAUCUCCAGAUCCUCUAUCCAGAAUAUUCACGUACCGAGAACUCGGCAACUGUGACACAUUAUAUUGUUUGGUUAAGAUAUUCUUUAUUGUAGAAAGUGGAUUGUGUGCUUUAGGAAGUGGCAUAUCUUUUUGGUUUGCAAUUUUACUUUGGAAAUCGAAAUAUGGGGGGAUAUUCUCUGGAAUAAGAUACUCCUUCAGUUCGCACACAAAUGGAAAUAUCGAUCAUGUUUGAUAAAAGUCUUACUAUGAAUAGUAUAUCAGAUUAAUACAAUCUAGUCAUUAAGUUUGAAAAUAAGACUGCACCGAUGAACCAACAACAUAAGGGGAUACACAUGUCUGUUUGUAUUCAAUCUUCUUUACAGUAGGAUUUAACAAUUGCUAUCUAUACUGAAACAUUGUACCGGAUAGUUUAGUUUGAACAGUAUUUCACAAUGUAAAUCAUUUCUAAGUAAAUCAGUAAUCGACAGAACGGUUAUUAAUGGGCACAAUUGUAAGAAAAAAUAUACCUUAUUUUUCAGUAUAUAAACUUUAUUCUUGUUUGGUGUGUGCAUGAGCUCAAUGUUUACGAGACACUCGCGCGGCAACCAAAAAAAAACCAUAAUUAUAUAAAGACAUCACGUUAAUCGAAUGAAUUGUCAGUGGAUUAAAUCAUUUACAUACCUUGCCCAACAUUUGUUUAGAUACAUGAAUACACGUAUUUUUCCGGACAAAAGACAAGGCCUGAUACCAGCAAUAAAUCUCGACGAUAAAACCAUAAAAAUAGCGACAACCAUCGGAGUGAUUCGUAAUAGACACAUGUACAUUAUGACUUGGUUAACAUAAUUUUGAAAUAACUCAACCUCUUUUACCCCAAGCACAAAGAAAGGUUGACAUAAUAAUUAUUGUAACUUCCGAGACAAAUGCCAAAAUAAAUUUCCAGAGAAGGGACCCAAUUUUAUACGUAAAUUGCAGGUAAUGGUAAACAUAAUUAGAUAUAAACUUCUCACUGAUUACAAUCCAUAUUUAAGAAUAUAUAGUGAUAGCAAGGUUAAAUUGAACGGUGUUAAAUCGAUGUAAAUAGAUUAACAUAAAAAUUGUUUCACAGAUUUCUCGCAAAUCAAAACAUUUUUGAUAUACUUUGCGGGUAACAAUAACUGCAGGUUACAACAGAAAAUGAUAUUAUUGUUACCUGCAAUUUCCGUAUGAAAUUGGGUCCCUCUCUGUAAAUACAUCUCAGCCAAAGUAUAUAUUGGUAGUAACAAUAAUUAUUUGUUAACCGUAUAUCCAGCGGCCCAGUUUAGGAAAUAUAAGUCAACCGGAAUAUCCCAAUUGCGCAUCCAACAGUUAAACGUUUCUUCAUCUUUCAGACCAUGAGGAGUCCCCCAAGAGAUUGUUACAAACUAAAAGUUCUGUCCCUGUACAUUAUACCCUCUUUUCCAGUGGGUGGUUUAAAUUCCUUGUCGACCCAUUUUGCAGAAUCUAUCUUUUUAAUAUAUCGUUAAUUCAGUUUAGACUGGGAAAUGGAUCAAAUAUUUGCCACAUGACGUU